ACGAGUAGAGAAAUUGCGAAAAAGGAUAUAUGAAGUUCAAGGAAGUCGACAUAGGAAGUCAGCGGCACUCGUUGGUAAAUAUAUGGUGGGUGUAUGAGGCAUGUGCCCUACUAAAUGACGAGAGGAGGAGAAACAAGGAGAGUGGAAAAGGUAAAAAAACAAUUUGAAGUAACAUGAUAGGCCUAUCACCCCUUUUCCCCCACCCCCUUCAUUUGGAUGCUUUGGACAUCUAUCUAGUGAGACAGGCAACCUCCCUGGCAUCAGUGAAUAAAGUUGUAAUAUAAUAGCACAUUAAACUUCGAGCUGAUGAGUGGGGCAAGACUACAUCUACUUUCACUGUCUAACUUAUCGUGGUUAUCUGAGCUGCUAUCUGAAUAUUGAACCAUAGAUUUUUGAUAUAGUAUAGCUUCCACCUCUAGAAUGGUACCCUUAAUAGCUGGAGGAGUUACGGCAGCGGCAGUCGCAGCUGUCGGUACAACGAUAGGCCUCAUCAGGCGUUUCAUGGACCGGUAUAUCAUCGUAGCAAACGGUACAUCGCAACCCAUCUGUGUUACCGUGGAGCACGACAAAGGAAAGAAUCAAUCACUCAUCGAAGCAGAAGAAUCCAUGAAAUUUACCGUAUCGAACAACAGACCUAUAACAAUAAGAGCGAAAAAGUACACAAAAAGUGCCUACGACGCAGAGGUUUGCAAUUACGACUAUCGUAACUACAUUGUGAGGAAGGCAACUAUUGAAGAUCUAAUCCUUGUUCGAGCAAAGAAAUGGAACGUGUGGGAGGCUGAGCCUUGCAAGCAAAACAAACAGAAGGAUUUUGUAAAAGGGAAUUCUCCACAUCUACAGGACAUGUUUUAAAGUUAUCAACUUCAGACAGUUCAUUUAAAGGAGGUUACAUUUUCCAACAAGUGACAAUCGGCUCCUAUAUAGACGCCCAGCCUCUCAAUCUCUGUCUGCGAAUUUCAGUUUUGAUAUAAUUAUGUAGGCCUUCUAUGGACACAUCAUCUUCCUUAACCUUUUAAUAAUAUUAAUAAUAAUAUUCAGUGUUUAUAUAGCGGUCAAUACAUCGAUCCAACGAUGUGCCUAAGCGCUUUACAGAUAUACUAUUACCCCGGUCAUCGGGUUUAGGCUUACCCGCACGUAGUGUAUGCAUAUACACCACUCCCCGGGGAGCAUUCCAGCCAGGCACCACUUUACAAGCGCACUUUUGCUCAUCCAACCACAUGAAAUUUCGCAUAUCCAAUGGGUAUCCAUCUAUCACCUGGGUGGAUAGUAGCAUGUGCAGGUUAAUAUCUUGCCAAAGAAUAUCAGUGCCGUGUCGGGAUUCGAACCCUCGACCUUCGCAUCUCCAGUCAAGCGCCUUAAACCACUCGACCACGACACUCCCACAACGAAUGCUUUAGUUGACUAAUGGGACAAACAGUGGAGUUCAACAGUUAAAUUUCGUCACAAGACCAUUGUGCGAGGCACAUUAAUACAGACCUUCAUCACUAAAGGCCAUUCUGACAUUUGCCCCCAUUUUGGUUUGCGUACAGUUUGCGCAUAAACACUCUUAAGUGCCAAUGCGAAUCUUCAAACAUUUUUAUGUUUUGAAGUUAUGACACCGGACAAUUUGAAGUCGUUUUCGCUGUGGCAAUCAUUAUCAGGCACCUUGGUUGAAAAACACCAAGUUGACUCUGGACAAGAUGGGGAUGUUUAUUUCAUGGGAAAUUUGUGAAAAUACUAGUUUUGAUUGGGUCAAACAAACUGUUGAACAUCGAUUGAAAGUAGCAUGCCUUGUAUUGGUCUGCUAACUUCUGUUAACUAUCGAAUUUUCAAACAUCUUUAUGUUUAAAAGACAUUGGACAAUUUGAAGUCGUUUUCGCUGUGGCAAUCAUUACCUGCCGAUUGUAUCUGGUAGUUUGUUUUCAAAUACUCCCAAGAAAAUAAGAUGAUAUACGCUUUGCAAUUUGCAAUCACUUGGGGAUGCGUUUUUUUGUACUUUGUAUGCCCUGCCUUUCAUUCAGACAGGAAAUUUGUUCCUCGAUAAAUAUUUUAUUGAAAGACCGAAUACACUAAAAAUUAAUCACUUCUUUAACUUGAAAAUUGUACAAACACGCUUAAACUUAGGAUAACAUUCUGUCAACAGAAUAGUGCUUGUUUUCAUUAAUAUAAGUAUGUGCACGUAACAUGUUUAUGAGUUCAAUAUCAUCGCCAUGUUUCUUUUGUUUCUGUCUCGUAUCAAA
Molecule: messenger RNA, 2219 nt
Organism: Strongylocentrotus purpuratus (purple sea urchin)
Lineage: Eukaryota; Metazoa; Echinodermata; Echinoidea; Camarodonta; Strongylocentrotidae
Exons: 2
Coding region: 421-852 (143 amino acids)
Source: RefSeq, a predicted model, not a curated record